UUAGCGGAGCGCGAACUACAACUCCCACAUCUCCCGGCGUUCGCUGACCGGCAGCUGCCAGCGCCUGAUCCAAUGGGGAGUCAGUCAGUCAGUGUACCAGGGCCGGGGGCCUAGCUCGUUACCGGGGCAACCAGACGGCGCAGCCGACAUCGCUUCCUCCUAUUUAUAUAUUUCUUUUCGCCGGGAGGGAUUCAGGCGAGGCCGCGAGUGGUGGAUGGUGCAGCACAUGAGCCGGGAAUGAGACCAAUGCGAAGGUUACUAAUACAAUGACGACUGUGCGGCAGAGAAAGAGGGUCAACGCGUCUGAGCAAAGUCACCACAGAUCGCCUGCGCAAAAGGUCGCAAAGCAGAAUGCAAAAGAUGUUACCGGCCCCAGUGCAUGGAGUCUACUGUGUUACAUUGUAGGAGGGAUAAUCGCUUUGUGUCUUGGGCUACUCACCUCUUACUAUGUGGCCACCCUCCAUGAGAACGAUUUGUGGUUCUCCAAUAUUAAGGAAGUGGAGCGCGAGAUCUCAUUCCGGACUGAGUGCGGUCUGUACUACUCCUACUACAAGCAGAUGCUGCACGCCCCAUCCAUCACGCAAGGUAUCAGUGAUUUAAUCUAUGACAACAAGACAGAAUCCAUGAGGACUAUUAAUAUUCUGGAGCGGAUGAACGUUUACCAGGAGGUUCUCCUUGCGGUGAUCUACAGAACAUUGAACUUCUGGAAUUGCCUGGAACCCGUCUACUUCUACAUCUACACUCUGUUCGGCCUCCAGGCGUUGUACGUAGCCACGCUCUACAUUAACAGCUGGCUGCUGAGCGGGUCCUGGCUGUCUGGAUCCUUAGCCUCUGUAUGGUACAUUGUUAACAGAGUGGAGACGACGCGGGUUGAGUUUACCAUUCCCCUUAGAGAGAACUGGGCGCUGCCAUUUCUAGCCGUGCAGAUAGCGGGAAUUUCCUAUUACCUGAGACCUGAUUUGUCACCUGUAAAGGAGAGACUGUCCCUUCUUGUAGUGUUCAUCGCAACAUUCAUCUUCAGUCUCACCUGGCAGUUCAACCAGUUUAUCUUACUCCUGCAAGGCCUGGUUCUGUUUGCACUGGACUGUCUGGACUUGGUGCCACUUAACAAGGUUAGGAGUCUGUACCUGAUCCAGUGGACAAGCCUGAUCCUGGUGUGUGUUCUGCAGUUCUUUAAUACCAUGAUUGUAGGAUCCCUGAUUCUCAGCUUCAUUCUGGCAGCAGUUAUAGCCCGGACACUGCAGACUAAUUUGAAAAGUGGCAGAUUCCUGAGAAGACUGUUCAACCUCUGUGCUCAUGUACUCCUUGUCCUGUGUCUCACUGGGCUGAUAAAUAAGUGUGCUAAGAAGAUGCUGAAUCUGCAAUCAGAUGAACAUAUAUUUAAAUUCGUACAAGCAAAAAUGGGCUUUAAAACCAGAGAUUUUGAUGCCAAUCUGUACCUCUGUGAGGAGCCUUUCCAGAUGCUGCCGUUUGACACGUUCGAAAGACUCUCAGACACUCUGCUCCUUUACGGUUAUGUUUUUGUUUUCUGCAUCUUAAUCGUUGCAACCGCCAUGACGGCCUUCCACAACCUCAG
Pseudophryne corroboree (corroboree frog) is the source of this 1576-nucleotide messenger RNA. Its product is annotated as probable C-mannosyltransferase DPY19L3. Gene Ontology annotation, cellular component: nuclear inner membrane. NCBI's taxonomy places the organism in Eukaryota, Metazoa, Chordata, Amphibia, Anura, Myobatrachidae. The transcript has 12 exons. The annotation marks the transcript as partial. The record is from RefSeq and is a predicted model, not a curated record. Gene Ontology annotation, molecular function: mannosyltransferase activity.